Molecule: messenger RNA, 961 nt
Organism: Linderina pennispora
Lineage: Eukaryota; Fungi; Kickxellomycota; Kickxellomycetes; Kickxellales; Kickxellaceae
Product: U2-type spliceosomal complex subunit CWC24
Exons: 1
Coding region: 55-945 (296 amino acids)
Biological process (GO): snoRNA splicing
Cellular component (GO): U2-type spliceosomal complex
Molecular function (GO): metal ion binding
Source: RefSeq, a predicted model, not a curated record
CAAUUAGUCAGCAUUGCAGUUUCGCUUCCGCACUUGUAAAUUCAGCCCACACUCAUGUCCGCUUCAGAGAACAAACCCGCCACAGCGCUGUUUAAGAAGAGCAGGCGGCGAGGCGGCGGUAGCAACAUCAGAAAGCGCGCUGCAGAGGCCAUUGACCAGGAGGCACCGACCCAGGUCCAGACUGAUGCGGGCGACGAUGAGCGCAGGUCAGCUAAGCCUGGUGCAGGCAGGAUCACCGCUGGUCGGUCAAGGGAUGGUUCCAAAGCAGAGGAUAGCCCUGCGGUUUCCGAGCCUGCAAAGGCAGUCGAGUAUCACUAUAAGCGCGGUCAGGACGCUACACGCACAGUCGAAAACGAAAAGGCUACAGAGCAGGCGACGAAACGGCAAAAGACAGGAAACGUCACGCCUGCUGGCGGUGAACAAGGAAUAUACAAGGGACUGGCUGCAUACGAGAGCCGAAUCAAAGACGACCCAGGCGCCAAAAAGACCGGCCCAUUCAAGGCACCUACAAACGUGCGCUCAACCAGCGUCUUCGACUACCAGCCAAACGUAUGCAAGGACUACAAGGAGACUGGGUUCUGUGGGUAUGGCGAUUCCUGUGUCUUUCUACACGACCGUGGCACGUACAAGACGGGCUGGCAGCUUGAGAAGGAGUUUGAGGAGUCGCAGCAGGGUGUUCAGAGGGAUAACGAGAAGCUAUGGAAGGUUGACGCGUCUGAUGACGAAGCCGACAAGAAAGAGGAGGAGCUGCCGUUUGCCUGCCUGAUCUGCCGCAAGCCGUUUGUGAAGCCGGUGGGCACCAAGUGUGGCCAUUAUUUCUGUGAAAAGUGUGCGUUGGCAAACUACCGCAAGACACCCAAAUGCUUUGCGUGCGGUGCUGCGACCGGCGGUGCGUUCAAGCGUGCAAAGAACAUCGAGGCGAGGCUAGAACAACAAAAUGAAUGAUUUUAUCUCUUGAUCU